This is a messenger RNA of Solanum tuberosum (potato), 453 nucleotides long. RefSeq names its product ethylene-responsive transcription factor 4-like. Gene Ontology annotation, molecular function: DNA-binding transcription factor activity; DNA binding. Gene Ontology annotation, biological process: regulation of DNA-templated transcription. The record is from RefSeq and is a predicted model, not a curated record. The annotation marks the transcript as partial. The transcript is spliced from 2 exons. NCBI's taxonomy places the organism in Eukaryota, Viridiplantae, Streptophyta, Magnoliopsida, Solanales, Solanaceae.
AUGGCACAAAACAAUAAUAUCAACGUGACAGUUCCCUCAGGUGAAAUGCGUUAUAAGGGUGUGAGGAAGCUUCCCACAGGGAGCUACAUAGCUGAGAUCAAAGUUAUCAGCCAGAGAAGAUUUGUGUGGCUUGGAACGUUUGAUACAGCGGAGGAAGCUGCUAGGGCUUAUGAUGCAGCUGCCCGACGGCAUCUCGGCCCACGGACAGUCAUUAAUUUUCCUCCAAUAACUAAUCAUAAUGACGUCAAAAGAACCAGAAAUUAUCUUCAAAAGCUUAAUCGUAAGGAUGUCAUGAUCAAUUAUGCUAACAACACUGCUGCAUCGUCUUCUGGAUCAGGUGGAGCUUUGAUGCCAAAUCAGAGUUCUGAUCACUCUUGCACCGCCAGAUUUUCAACUUCUGUUGGAAGAAUUUUUGUUUGGUUGUUCGAUUGGAAACGGAAAAGACAUAAGGAA